Messenger RNA from Pollicipes pollicipes, 1552 nucleotides. Its product is annotated as zinc finger protein 425. Gene Ontology annotation, biological process: positive regulation of transcription by RNA polymerase II. The record is from RefSeq and is a predicted model, not a curated record. Gene Ontology annotation, cellular component: nucleus. The coding region runs from base 77 to 1552 and encodes 491 amino acids. The transcript is spliced from 5 exons. NCBI's taxonomy places the organism in Eukaryota, Metazoa, Arthropoda, Thecostraca, Pollicipedomorpha, Pollicipedidae.
GCUUGAAUACGUUUUCGCGAUCGUGAAAAACUCCGAAGUCUGUGCAUACCAGCGAACAAGACAUACUCUGGUCGCGAUGGCGGCGAUGAAUGGCGCAGCCGGCCUCAUGGAGGCGAUCUCGGCGCGCCUACGCCGCGGUGACGUCACGCUGGAGCGGGCCGACAGCAGCGGCGACCUGUCGGCCGGGCCGGCAGAGCUGCGCUGGCACGACGCGCCCAUCGCCACGUACAGCGGCGAGCAGCGCCUCUUCCGCUGCGGUCAAUGUCCGGUCACGGCCUUCGUGGCCCGCCCCAUGGCAGAACACUGGCUGGGCACGCACGCCGACUUCAAGGCGUUCCAGUGCCCGCACUGUCCGUACAUGAGCUCGUGGCAGCGCUGCGUGCGCAUGCACCUGGUGCGCCACCACGGCGACCGCGUCUCGGAGGUGUCCGAGUUCAACAACAGCAACGUCAUGACUGAGAUCCUGGACCGGCUGGCGGUGCUGAAGCGGCAGGGCGAGCAGCAGGCGCCGACCUCGCCUUCCGAGGAGGAGGCGGCCGACGGCGCCGAGGAGGCGUCCGGCAAGCGGCACCACUGUCCCUACUGUCCGUACUCGACACACCGGCGCGACCUCUACAACCGACACGAAAACAUUCACAAGUCGGACAAGCCGUUCCAGUGCUACAUCUGUCAGCGCAUGUUCAACCGUGCGGACCACGUGAAGAAACACUUUCUGCGCAUCCACCGCGACGACCCGUACGACGUGACUCGCAUUCGGCGCAUCCCGCCCAAGACGCUGACGGCGCAGGUGUACUACACUCGCGCGCCGGCCAUCGCCGCCGAGCGGCACAUCAAGCCACGCGCCAAGGCGACGCCGCCGCCGCCCUCACCGCCGCUGGCCCGCGAGGAGACCAAGCCGCUCGUGCUCAGCCCGAACGCGAGGAAGGAGAACCGCCAGCAGCCGCUGGGCGGCUCGGUGCCGGUGUCGGACGCGGCAGACGAUGGGGCCGGCGGUGACGCGGCCGAGCCUGCCGAGCGGGCCGGCCGCCAGGGCUCUUUCGCCUGCGCCGAGUGUCCCUGGCGCGGCUUCGACUCGUGGUGCCUGAAGCGGCACAUGAACACGCACACAAAGCCCUACACGUGCCCGCUGUGUCCGUACAAGGCGGCGCGCUCGGAGCGACUCACCUGGCACGCCUCCAAGGUACACGCCAAGAAGAUCUGCAUCAAGUGUUUCUUCGUCUGCGACGACCCGGUGGCGCUCAGCAUGCACCAGCUCAACACCCAUCAGAACGGUCAGAGUCGGCAGGGCUUCACGUGCGUCAUGUGCGCCAGCAGCUUCCAGCUGCACGCCGAGCUGGAGGCGCACAUGGUGACCGACCAUGGCCGUCAGAUGCUCGACUGCGCCGUCUGCCUGUUCCGCACCACGGACCCGGCCGUGCUGACCGACCACGUCCGGUACAGCCACCAGCGCGGCAGGGGCAGCCCGCCGCCCCGGUCGCGGCCCCGGCGGAGUCCCGCAGGGGACGGCGUCCUGCUGGCCGGGCCGGCCGGCUGCGGCGCCGCCUCCGGCUAG